CCUGUUCAUUUCACCUCUUGGGGGCCCCCCAGCACCUCUUGUCAGUCCUCCAGGAGCCCUGGUGGCCAGGAGCUCUGCAGGCUGUCCAGUCUCUGCUGCUGGGCUCGUGACUGCUGACCGCCUGGAGCCUGGAGCGUUACUGUCCCCAAAGCCUCUGGCGGCAGGAGCCAGUGUUCUCAAAGCCCCAAGUCCCUCUGCUCUGGCCAGGAGCCUGCUCCCGCCCUGUUCCUGUCUGAACCCAGCCAGCUGAUGGGACUGAGCCGCCGAGGCCCUCCAGGCACGAGGUCCUGAAAGCUGUGUAGCUGGCAGAAUGCCAGGUCUGCUGAACCAGCUCACAGGGGCAGCCCUUCCCCUCACCGCGUCCGAAGUCACCUCCUUCGUCAGUGGCUAUGCCCUGGGUCUCACCGCCUCCCUCACCUAUGGCAACCUGGAGUCUCAGCCUUUCCAGGGCCUCUUCGUGUACCCCCUGGAUGAGUCCACCACGGUGAUCGGCUUUGAAGCAGUCAUUGCUGACCGCGUCGUGACAGUGCAGAUCAAGGAUAAAGCCAAGCUCGAGAGCAGCCAGCGAGAUAGCCCCUACACGGGAGCCACCGUCACAGGCGCUCCCUGCACCCCUCAGUCCGGCCCGCCAGGCAAGGUGCCUUUGGAUGAGGACUUGGAGAGGAUCCUGUUUGUGGUCAACCUGGGGACCAUCGCCCCCAUGGAGAACAUCACCGUCUUCAUCAGCACCUCCUCGGAACUCCUGACGCUGCCCAGCGGGGCCGUGCAGGUGCUGCUGCCCGCUGUCUGCACCCCCACAGUGCCCGAGCUCUGUGCCAACGACACUGACACCACCAACCACCAGACCCAAGGCCCUGGCUGCCUGUCUCCUCCCCCUCCUGCUCCUGGCCGUCUUCCCAGCAAAGACAAGCAUUGCUUCAGUACCCAGACCCCGGGCUCCUGGAACAGCCUGAGCCUGGCAGCGCUCCUGGACACCAGCGUGUCCAACCCCAUGGAAUACGAGUUCAGCUUCCAGCUGGAGAUCCGGGGACCGUGCCUGCUUGCAGGAGUAGAGAGUCCCACCCAUGAGAUCCGCGCGGAUGCCGCCCCCGCUGCGAGCUCGGCCAAGAGCAUCAUCGUCACGUUGGCCAGCAAGCACACCUUUGACCGGCCCGUGGAGAUCCACAUCCACCCGAGCGAGCCCCACGCACCCCACGUGCUGGUGGAGAAGGGAGACAUGAGCCCGGGAGAGUUUGAGCAGCACCUGCAGGGCAGAACAGACUUCAUCAAGGGCAUGAGGAAGGACAGCCGUGCAGAGCACAAGAGAGAGAUCAUCCGGAAACGCCUGCACAAGGACAUCCUGCACCAUUCUGUCAUUAUGCUCAACUUUUGCCCUGACUUCCAGUCAGCCGAGGCCAAGCUGCGGAAGACUCACGGAGAGUUCAUCUUCCUCAUCAACCGAAGCAACAGCAUGUGUGGGAACAUCAACCACAUCAAGGAAGCUACGGUGGUGGCUCUUAAAAGCCUCAUGCCAACCUGCCUCUUCAAUGUCAUUGGAUUUGGAUCCACAUUCAAGACCCUGUUCCCUUACAGUUACACCUACAAUGAGGAGAACUUGGCCAUGGCCUGUGAGAACAUCCAAAGAAUGCAGGCUGACAUGGGGGGCACCAACAUCCUCUCCCCACUCAAGUGGGUCAUCCGGCAACCCAUGCACCGAGGCCACCCGAGACUCCUCUUCCUGAUCACAGACGGCACCGUCAGCAACACCGGGAAAGUGCUGGAGCUGCUACGGAACCAUGCUUUCUCCACCAGGUGCUAUAGCUUUGGGAUUGGCCCCAACGCAUGCCACAGACUGGUGACAGGGCUGGCAACUGUGUCCAAGGGCAGUGCUGAGUUCCUGCAGGAGGGGGAGCGGUUGCAACCCAAGAUGAUCAAGUCUCUGAAGAAGGCCAUGUCCCCUGUCCUGAGUGAUGUGACGGUGGAGUGGAGCUUCCCUGAGACCACAGAGGUCCUGAUCUCACCCACCAGCACCAGCUCGCUCUUCCCUGGAGAACGGCUCGUGGGGUAUGGCAUUGUAUGUGAUGCCUCCUUGUACUUCGCCAAUUCCAGUUCUAGCAAGAAGCGACAACAGGGCAUGCUGCACCCUCAGGAGUCCAGCAGCUCUGUGUUCUACCAUUCACAAGACGAGGGGCCCAGUCCAGACAGCGGGGACUGUGCCAGGAGUUUGGUGACACCUGUAACGCUGAAGCAUGUCAAAGAUGCCAGGCCAUCCAGCGGAGACUCCACCUCACAUCACAGUCCAGAAUCCUUCCAGAGGCGACGGGCAUACAGCACCAAUCAGAUCACCAACCACAAACUUCCCCCAAGGACCACCACAGCCAGCGACCCCACAAUGGCUGCCAAGAAUAACCCACUACGGAAAGCUAAGCUGCAGUGUCUCACCACCCAGUCCAUCCUGGAGGCCUCCUCACAGAGAGUUGACUUGCAGCUUUUGCAGAACAAUGGCCAGCAGUUGAGCCAGGGCCCCAAAACCCAGGGCCCAGGGGCCCGGAGACCUUCUCUGCUGCCCCAAGGCUGCCAGCCCACCCUGGCCAGUGACCAGGUGACGGAAACUUGGAGUGCCCUGAAAGGAGUGGAUCUCUGCUCCAGCCAGAAGCCCGCCUCGGACAGCCACAGCCCUGCUGACCUGGAGACGUCCCAUUACCCCUCCUUGGAGACCGAGACGUCCUCGGACUGGGAGUCCCCGGCGGAAUUCGAAGAGCCCAGCCAGCCAGACAAGCCCGCCACCCGCGACCCCGUACUGGGGAAGGCGGUGGUCAGUGGCCUGCUCAACAACCAACGCUUGCAAUGGGAGGUGAGCUUCGAGCUGGGGCCCCCGGGACCCGAGCUGGACGAUGACCAUGCCGCCGACCCCUGGAGCGAGACCUUCCACCACCUGGCCGCCCGCUCCAUCAUUCGCGACUUCGAGCAGCUGGCCGAGCGCGAGCGGGAGAUCGAGCAAGGGAUCAGACGCCGCUACCAGGUGAGCGCAGUGCACACCAGCAAGGCCUGCAACAUCAUCAGCAAGUACACGGCCUUCGUGCCAGUGGACACCAGCAGGAACCAGUACCUGCCCACCGUGGUGUGCUACCCCAACUCCGGUGCUUCUUGGCGGGUGAUAAGCUCGCAGGCGCUGACCCAGCAUUGGAAGAGCAUGGACACCAGCGUGGGGCGACCCCAGACCUUUCUGAACACUGAAGACUCAGCCACAGGUCAAGAGAACUCUCAGAUCUCAGGUGAAAGCCCCGCCGCACCCCUGCAGGAGACCCUGGCCCCAGCCCGCGAGAAGUGCACAGCUUCUGAUGGUCCCCGGCGCUUUCUGGCUACCAAUACCCUUUCUUCCUUGAAGGUCUCCGAGACGAUCUUUGGAUCCAGGCUAAGCCUCAGCACGUCCAAGAUGCUGACCCAAGCAGCCCGGGGAUUUCUGAGCAAGCCGCUGCUCAAGGCGCCCAGCACCACGUCGCCAGCGAGCCUGAGUCUCAACUACAUGCCACUGGUGUGUCUGCAGCUGGCCUCCGGAGCCUUCCUGUUCAACCGAGCCUUCUGCGAGGCCACCCGCAUCCCCCUGGAGAAGCUCAAGUGGACCUCACCGUUCUCCUGCCACCGCGUCUCGCUCCCGGCCCACCAGAAUGAGUCUAAGGCCCCAAGCCCCCAUCUCGGCACCAGCUACUCCCCUCAACAGCCCUCAGCAGAGCGGGGGGCCAAGGGCAAGUUAGACUGGGAGUCCAGGACGGGGACAGAGCACUCCGGGAAGCUGUGGGCCACUGUGGUGGCGCUGGCCUGGCUGGAGCACUACUCAGCCACCUACUUCGUGGAGUGGGAGCUGGUGGCCGCCAAGGCGCAUGCGUGGCUGGAGCAGCAGGAGGUGCCCGAGGGCCGCACGCAGGGCACGCUCAGGGCGGCCGCGCGCCAGCUGUUCGUGCUCCUGCGGCACUGGGAUGAGACGCUGGAGUUCAAUAUGCUCUGCUAUAACCCCAGCUCCAUGUAGGGGGCGGAGAAGGGAGAAGGCCGGGGCGCAGAGGGCGAGGAGGACGCAGUCGGGGCCUGCGGGGAGGAACGUCAGAAACCAAUACACCGAUGUAGCCAAUACACCGCUGCUAGAAAGAGCCCCACACCGGCGACCAGGAGGCCUGAGUUUCAGCACCCCUGCUACCAACUGAGCUGAUUUGGCGGCAGCCCCUACCCCUGGCCGGCUAGCCCCCGUCCCUCACCCAUAAAAGAGUGGGGGGAGGGGCGGGCAUUGGAUUCCAUCCCAGGGUGGUUGAAAGGUUCCUUCCCAGCCAGAGAAGCAGACAGCCUUCUGUGUGGGUGGGGGUGUGGAGGGGGUGCUGUCUGGGAGGGAGAGUGCCACCGGGGAGAAGAAUUUAAGCCCGAGACCCCUCUAGAGGAAGAUAGUGAGGGCAAGGCCCCCUCAAAUAAGAGGGGGGACCAGGGAACCUGGCCACUGGAAAUGACCAGAGCUACAGGAUUGCCUCAGAGCCCAGGGAGGCCACCUCUGCCGUGGCACCCUGGGGACCUGUCUGCAUGGUCUGGAACCCCUAAAUCUCACUGUCUCUCAAAGAACCGCCACUCUCGGGGCUUUCCAGACAUCACCAGAGCCCUUCCCUUCGGCUCCUGACUCUCUUGGGCACAGCACAUGUUAGUUUGCAGAUGACGUGCCCCGUGCUAAGAGGAGGCAGUGGGCAUGGCUGGGGACACACUGCAAGUCAAAACAGUGGACGGAAGGCGUCCGAGGUGGGAAAGGAGCGGCGUGGCCAUGGGGGUGAGGGAGAAGCCAGACCCUCUCCAAAUAAUGUACAUGUGUUUCAGGAGCUGGUGUGGCCGACUCUCGUCCGUUGUGUGAAGGUGCUGGAGGGGUACCCUGGGCCCGCUGCAUUUGUGGGUGGGGGCUCCCUCUAACCUGGCUGCUUGGCAGGCUGUGGUGUGUGGAGAUGAAGUGGCUGCCUCUGUGGGGCAUGAAGAGGGAAACGCCCAAUGUUUCAAAGCAGGGCAUCCCUGUCUGAUGCCCCGUUCAUCUGUCAUGCAGACAGCCCUGCUGAUGGGCCUGGUCCUCACCUAGGAACCCCACCAUGCUGGUCCCAGGCUAAAUUCACCCACCACCCCAGCCCCCUCUCCCAGGCCUGCCCUUCUCCCCAUCUCCUCAGCUUUGGCGAGGAGGACCCACCAGAUCACACAGGGAGGGGAUGACCUCAGGGAGAGCAGAUGGGGCCAGUCUUCCCCGGGGGCGCUGAAGGAGGACGGUACCUCCCAAGGGAGUAUGGACCCAAGGGGCGUCCCCUAGUGGAGAGGAGGUCUCAGCCACGCACCCCUGGAUGUGGAGAAAAGACAGUCCCAGCCAAGUGGGGCUCCCUCCCUGCGCUCCCUCCGGACCCUGCCCUGCUCUCAGCAUCUGUUGCAAAACUUCCUGGGGGGCUGUCCCCCAAAGCGGGUAAUCCGUGCCGAGGAGGAGGGGGGCCUUAGCACGUGUGUGCUGCCUCAGCAUUGUCCAUCUCAAAGUCCCCUGGGGGCGGGGGGGGGGUGAUCCGGCCACACCCUCAGGGGCAGCUCAGCAGCCUGGGAGCUGGCUCAACAUCAGCGCCACCCCCAGGUGCCCAGGGCCUUCCGGGCCCUCACCCCUGCGCUCAAGCAGCCUCACCUCCCACAAGGAGGCAUCUACAGCAAUGAGACAGAUGCAGGGAUGGCGGCCGGAGGGGCUCAAGGGCCGCCUCCCAGCUGGGAAUCAGCAGAAACUCCCUCAGGCUGAGAGCUGGCACUCCUGGAACUUGUCGGAGUGCCCUGGUCAGGGUGCGACGCCCCCUGCUCCCACACGCCCAGCUUCUCUGCCUCCCUCCAGUGAACGUGGGCCGUUGGUAAAAAUGCCUGGAAGCGGAACCAGAACCCCAGCAAGGCCGCAGGCCUGUGCCCUACCCCCGCCCCGCCCCCUGUUCCCCAGGGACCAGCCACAGCUGCGAGUCUGAUGCACAAACUAAACUGAUCCCUGCCCUGGGUCCCUGCCCACCUGGUGCCCCAAAAUACAGAGACCCACAUCCUUGCUGAUUCAGAUAGCCAAGGGCGCGGGAACCCUCUACCAGCCCGUGAGCUCAAACCUGUCUGUGGCAUGUGAUGGCAGUCUCCUAGGUCUGCGCCGGGAUUGCCGAGCAGGGGCCCGUGCAGGGACUAGCUUCUGAGAGAAGCACCUUCACAGUUAGCACACGUAUCAGUGCCAGAAUAAAGCGCCAACCGCCCCUGGUCGCUGGGUUUAACUUGGAUUGAUCUGCAUCGGGCUCUUGAACUAGCUCUCGCUCCCUGGGGCGCAGAAGGGACAUUUAUGAUCUGACGGAAGAACCAGGAGAGGACAGAUGUCCAACAAAGCCUGACAGCUUUCCUGGAGAAAAUACUGAGCUGCAAACUGGGGGAUUAAGUGUUGAUCUAAACCAGGGGACAAGAUCCCCUAGUUUCUGCCCUGGACCAUUUGGAUUUAUAGCAUCAUCCGCAGGCUGCACAGUACAAGCUGAUGGGCCAAAGGAAGCCAGUGAGGAGCAUAUGUGACUAUACCAGGCCCAGACCACAUGAUUUCCUGAUUCUAAUGCUCUGGUCGAACUUUCCCCUUCCCCUGGCUAAGUACCACCGGCAAUGUGCUGUGUUGCUUUGGAUAGUUGCUUGCUUUCUCUGGGCCCCUGUCACAUCUUUUGCAGGAAGUUGUUACUCUGAAUCAUUUUCAGCACAGUUCUUAGGAUGAAAUGAGCAUUCACAGUUCAUGCCGAAUUAUCCAGUACUGGGAGACAUUUAGAAAGGGGUCUGUGUAAGUCAGGGCCCCUGAGUUCCACACACUAAAGUAUACCACUGUCCUCCAGAGAUACUGCCCUGUUCCCUGGGGUCAAGAAAGCAAUGCUUGCUCUCCCUAUCCUCCCCGCCAGCUCACCUGGACCAGCCGUUAGAAGUUGUUUCUAGAAGUUUCCUCUGAAUUCUGACAUUCCCCCAUGUGCCUAGUUUGUGGGGCAUUUAUUUCUCAGACACCGUCCCCCUCUUCUUUUCCUGGAGGCAGGGAGGAAAGGGGUCUCCCUUGGCGGUGAACCCCUUCAGUUCACUGCCUGGAGCCUGAUACCCCAACACCUGGCAUAGGGGAACCCCAGAGUUGUCCUUCCCUAUCAUCUCUCCGAGGUCUCCAGGUCUCCACACACUUCCUGAGCACUGGGAAGGGGAGACAAGAGUUUUACUGCCCCCUGGGACAAACCAUGUGCAUUGCCUUCUCAUUGGUGGAUUUUUUUUUUUCCAGCCAAGCUGGCAGGGACUAGAGAAAUCAAUAGGAAAAUGGUGUCAGCCUCCUCACAGCCACUUGGCCAUGCCAGUAUCACGCCCCCAGUGUCAUGCUUGCGGUGGAUAAUCUGAGCAGAAUCCUAAGGUCAGUGUUGGACAGCAUCUUCCAGCAUGGCCCACGCAGAGGCCCCUGGCCCAGCUCUCACGCUCUCAUGAUCCCCCCGCCCCCUAGUCCGGCCUGACAGUGGGAUUCUCUAUCCACUUGUCCAUCUCCUUGGCUCCGACCCAGCUGUCCUGAGCUUACGGCUGCUUCUCAAGGCUCUGCACCUUCUCUCCUUGUCGUUGAAUAUGGUGGCACCCCAAGUGGCCUGGCCUCAAGUGGCCCGGCCGGUGCUUGUCCCCCUAGAGCCACAAGUGCCUACAGUAUGCUGUCCCACCCCCUCCCUGCUCAGCUGUAGAGGGUCCCACGGCACCUGGGACACCAGUUCUCAUCCAAGUAGCUAGCUAGG
This is a messenger RNA of Sorex araneus (European shrew), 7763 nucleotides long. RefSeq names its product von Willebrand factor A domain containing 5B1 (gene VWA5B1). The record is from RefSeq and is a predicted model, not a curated record. Lineage: Eukaryota; Metazoa; Chordata; Mammalia; Eulipotyphla; Soricidae. The coding region runs from base 311 to 4006 and encodes 1231 amino acids. The transcript has 23 exons.